CACACAAAUAACUGGGCGGUUUUGGUGUCAACCUCGAGAUUCUGGUUCAACUACAGGCAUAUGGCGAAUGUGCUGAGUAUGUACAGAACGGUCAAAAGACUCGGUAUUCCAGACUCGCAAAUCAUCUUGAUGCUUUCGGACGACAUAGCCUGCAAUCCGAGAAACGCGUUCCCUGGAUUUGUUUUCAAUAAUGCCGAUAGGCAGCUUGAGUUAUACGGCGAUAACAUUGAAGUCGACUACCGUGGAUACGAAGUGACGGUUGAAAACUUCAUUCGUCUUUUGACAGACAGAUGGCCAGAAGAGCAGCCCAAAUCGAAAAGACUGCUUACCGAUGAACAUUCGAACAUUUUCAUCUACAUGACCGGCCAUGGUGGAGACGAGUUUCUGAAAUUCCAAGACGCGGAGGAGAUUUCUUCAUAUGAUAUUGCAGAUGCCUUUGAAGAAAUGCACGAGAAGAAGCGCUACAACGAGAUUUUCUUCAUGAUUGAUACUUGUCAGGCGAACACCAUGUACAGCAAGUUUUAUUCACCAAAUAUUCUUGCUGUUGGUUCGUCUGAUUUACAUGAGAGUUCAUAUUCUCACCAUUCAGAUACUGAAAUUGGGGUGGCUGUCAUCGAUCGAUUUACGUAUUUCAACUUGGAAUUUCUGGAAAAGCUGGAAAAAGACAGCAAAUCAACAUUACAGGAUCUGGUGGACUCGUACACUUUCGAAAAAAUACACUCCAAUGCCGGCGUUCGCACAGAUCUAUUCCAAAGGAAUCUCUCUGAUGUGCUAAUCACAGAUUUUCUCGGAAACGUCCAGCAGACAGUUGUUGACAAC
Messenger RNA from Ogataea polymorpha, 819 nucleotides. RefSeq lists its product as uncharacterized. The annotation marks the transcript as partial. The record is from RefSeq and is a predicted model, not a curated record. NCBI's taxonomy places the organism in Eukaryota, Fungi, Ascomycota, Pichiomycetes, Pichiales, Pichiaceae. Gene Ontology annotation, molecular function: GPI-anchor transamidase activity. Gene Ontology annotation, biological process: proteolysis; protein localization to cell surface; attachment of GPI anchor to protein. The transcript has a single exon. Gene Ontology annotation, cellular component: GPI-anchor transamidase complex.